Molecule: messenger RNA, 549 nt
Organism: Hibiscus syriacus
Lineage: Eukaryota; Viridiplantae; Streptophyta; Magnoliopsida; Malvales; Malvaceae
Product: probable LRR receptor-like serine/threonine-protein kinase At3g47570
Exons: 2
Coding region: 1-549 (182 amino acids)
Biological process (GO): protein phosphorylation
Molecular function (GO): ATP binding; protein kinase activity
Source: RefSeq, a predicted model, not a curated record
AUGAAGAAAUGGUUGCCCAAUAUUAGUGACUUUGGCUUAGAAAAAAUCAUUUCUGCAGACAUGCUUAACUAUUCUGGAAAUCAAUUCAGCUCCCUUGGAUUAAGAGGAACUAUUGGUUAUGCACCACCAGAAUAUGGCAUUGGAAGCGAAUUAUCAAUGAAAAGUGAUGUGUAUAGCUAUGGCAUCCUCUUGCUAGAGAUAUUAACAGGGAAAAGGCCGACUAGUGAAAAGUUUAAAGAAGGUGAAAGUCUUCACAACUUUGUUAAGGAAGUUUUUCCUGAACGAGUAACUGACAUUAUAGAUCCAAUUGUUCUGGGAAAGAGUAUUAGAAAAGGAACAAUAGGUGACAUUUCUCUCAGUAGAAACAACCUGGUAAAUAACAGACAUCUUCAAUGCCUGAAUUCGACACUCGAGACAGGACUCACUUGUUCUUCUAAUUCACCGAGUGAGCAGAUUGACAUGAGUAAUGUUGUUAAUAAGCUUUGUUCCAUUAGAGACGAGCUUCAACAAACUCAAUCACGUCAAGUUCAAAUUAAAUAUGCUGCUUAA